AUGACUGAUCAAUUCGCUUUUGAUUAUCCCUCGCCUUUGGUGGGCUAUGAGGGCUUGGAACCACUACCUGUAGAAUUAAAUGAAGAUGGCAAAUCUAUCAAGAACCCCCAACACGGUAUCCUAAGCAAAGCAUACGAGGACUUUCCCGAUCCGCUGGCAAAAGACCGACGCGGGGGAUUCGAUGUUCAUAUCUACCAUUUCCAGAAUAAUCCCGAUCAAGUCGCAUACGCAAGGGCUCUCUACGAGCGAAUCCGUCGUGAAUUUCCCGAGCUACGCAUGUACCGAUUCUUUGAAGGACCACUUGGACCUCACCCCAUUGCCAUGUUCGAAGUUAACCUUUUCACUCCGGCGCAGUUUGGAGCGUUCAUUCCCUGGCUUAUUAUUAAUCGGGGACCGUUGAGUGCGCUGCUUCAUCCAAAUACAGAUGAGGAGGAGGAAGAGCGGAACCAUACGCAGCGGGCGACGUGGCUGGGGGAUAAGAUUCCGUUAGAUUUGAGGAUUUUCAAGUUGAUGAAGCAGGCGGAAAAGAAAAAUAAGCAGAAUGGGAAGGCAACAUUCUAUCUCUCUUCACGGGAUGUGACGGCAGAAACAGUGCCGAGUUAUGUAUUGGAAUAUGCACCGAUGGUCUGGUUACAUAGAGAGGAGGCAUACAUGCCCUCUGAUAUUGGGGAGCAGCUUGUACACACCACGCCGAUGGUGGAUUGGAAGCCUAUAGAGAAGGCCCCGUCGGCGACAACUCUUGAUAAUCUUGACCAGCUCAACAAAUUUGGCAACACGAGCGUUUAUUUAACGUCAAAGGAAGGAAUCGAUGCUGACCCUCAGCCUUCAUGGCUCAGGGGCAUCAAACCUGACCAAGACGGUAGAACGCAGGAUGCAGUCUCUUCAACCAUCAUUCUUCGUGACCACGGAGAUGGGACCCUGGACGCUUUUUAUUUCUACUUCUAUGCGGAGCAUAACAUGAUACGGUUCUCCGAGGGUGUCCCACAGGCAAUCUGGUAUAGCCAGCAUGCUUCGGGACAGGCGUUUACGUAUGGAGCAACGGAGAAAAAUGGCAAGCGGCCGAUUGCAUAUUCAGGGAACGGCACCCAUGCUAAUUAUGCCAUUUCUGGGAAACAUGAUCACACUAUUCCCGGCUUCAAUCUCCCUGAUGGACUGAUCGUGGACCAAACUGAUUCGGGUACACUGUGGGACCCGAUUCUGAGUGCCUAUGUAUAUAAUUAUGAUGCUUCUGAGGAAACAUUUCAGGCCUAUGAUUCUGGAUAUCCGGUCAACUGGUUGAAUUUCAACGGCCGGUGGGGAGACGAUGCACUGCCGGGAGGGCCGGAGCUGUUUGGACAGAAAAAGUACGUUGCGGGGCCGAAUGGGCCGAAAUUCAAGAAACUGGUGAGGGACAAAGUGUGCCCGAGUAGCCCAUGUGUCGUUCUUCCUUUCCGGAUCUGGGAGAAUCAGACGUUGGAAGAGCAUGGACAACGAACGGAGUCAGGUUAG
Aspergillus caelatus is the source of this 1488-nucleotide messenger RNA. RefSeq lists its product as uncharacterized. The record is from RefSeq and is a predicted model, not a curated record. Lineage: Eukaryota; Fungi; Ascomycota; Eurotiomycetes; Eurotiales; Aspergillaceae. The coding region runs from base 1 to 1488 and encodes 495 amino acids. The transcript has 8 exons.